UGUGAGGAGCUUUUGUCUCUUCAUGUUGAAAGCUUGCAGGGACUGGCAAUGUGACCCUCAGGUUUUACCCCCAUUUUUCUUUCUUACUCCUCGUUUAUUUUCUCAAAGGAUUCUAAAAAAAAAAAAAAGCAGCAGCAGUAUGUGUAAUAACCAAACACUGAUGUGUGAAUGUACUUUUUUCAGUCCCAGUGCUGUGUCAGUGAUUUAAUGUGCCGUAAACAGGCCUGCUCCAAUCGCGGACUGAUUAGGGUCAUUAGCUGAUUGGCUGAAUUUGAAUGGACCCGGUCGGCGCGCUUUGGGGCGCCUCAUUAUGCAGGCGCAUUAGAAGAAAGCAGUGGGGGUCAAAUGAGUAGUUAAGGCGCAGGGACAAAAAAAACAGAGAGAGGGGCAGGCACCGUGAGGAGGGUCGGGAUUCAAAUUCUAAGUAAGGAGCUGCGUCCAUUGUCAGUGGGGUAUAUAGCGCGGGGAGAGAAGUCACGGUGUUUAAAAAAAGCGCAGAGUUUAGGGUGUCAUCAUGGCUAAUUCGAGCUGCAUGUGGAUUGUUUCUGUUAUUUUCUUACUCACAAGCGACGCUGGAGCCUCAGGUCGCGCAGUGGACUCGUUCGGGUUUCUCUUACGGUCUCCUCGAGCCCGAGAUGGACCGUUUGGAGAGAUUUUACGCACGGCCGGAGUGAGGCGGUGGAGGCGCGGGGUGGCCGCCGAGGCGCACGGGGAGCGCUGCGCGGAGCCGGGAGCCGCCUGGCUGGAAAACGAGCGGCCAGCUCCCGAGCGCGGAAGCGCCGUGCUGCAGCUGCGCGUGCGGCCCUUUUCCCCAGGACCGUCGCGAGGUUUGGUUUUUCCCGGGAAGUCACUUUUCGGCUUCAUCCGGCGGGUUUACCGCUGCUGUCAGGAGGGAGUGGGCUGCAGGAGCGUCAAGGGGAUUCAAAGCAGACUGAGAGGAGGUGAGGAAACACGGUCAGCGACCUUAAAUCCUGCACUGAAUGCUCUGCUUCCUCCCCCUGCAGCUGCAGGUGUGGAGUUCGUCCUCACCAGGGAGAUCUUGGCGGCGACGGCCUCCAGAGCCGAGCUUCAUCUGCAGCUCUCCAACCCGCGGCGUCUCGACAUCAGCCCAGUCAUCCCCUUCAUGGCGAAGAGGAAUUUACCGACGAGGUACAGCGUAGUGUCACGUGGUGACGCAGUGGAGCUGAGAGUGGACCUCCUGUUCCUCUUCAGGCUCCUGCAGGAGGCGGCCGGCGACGGAGGCCGUGGCUUGGUAAACGCGCACCUGGGGAGACUGUUGUCCAGCGAGGACGGAGAGACGUCUUUAGGAAUUGUUCAGGACGCCGAUGGAGAAGCGUGGCAUGAUAGGAAGGAUGUCAUUUUGGCUCGGGACGUGGGCCUGGUUCUGGGCUGCAGCCGGGCCGGAUCGGGGGUCCCCUGUGAAAGUGGGGGUGUUCGGCUCUCAGACGCUCCCUUCAUGGCCGUGUAUUACACAUGAAGAGGGGACUUUUCAGUGUGGAAGCAUUUCAUCCAUCAGAAAAGCUCAGAACUUUAACAGUAUUACGCACUUCGAUGUCAAGUUUUGUAAUUUAUACCGGUUUCGCAAGCUAAAUAUUAUAUAUACAAGUAUUUUAUGUAAAUAUUUUGUUCUAAAAGUUUAUUUUGUCAUUCGCUGGUGAUAAAAGUUCUGUAAAAUUGCUGUGUGGUCUUCUUGGUUACCAGAUGUGGAUCAGUCCACAUUGUCCAGUUUGUUUAAAAUAUUAGCUUCUGAUUAAAGACUUGUGGGGAAAAUGUGGUGAGGACACCUGAACAAACGCAGCGUGGGAACAGGAGCUGCGACCUCGACAAACUCAGCUAAAUUUAUGUUGCUACUCUGCAGAAAAAAAAAACAAAGAUCCAAUAUUAACAUGUUCACUUGCAUCUCCAUAAGUUUGAAUAUUACUGGAAAACCAGAUUCAUUUCAGUGCUUCUGUUUGACAAAAAAGUGAGACUAUUACACUUUUGAUUACACACAUUGUUAGAAUUAUUUGUAAACCAUAAAAGUGGCUAAUUGAUAACGGCGUUGGAUGUUUAAGUUUAGUGGAAGGAAAAAGUGUGGUAGAAAACCUCAGGCUCACGGGGGAUUCUGAACAAAACCCUAUUCAAGGGUUUUUGAGACUCCAUACGCAGGCAGACAUGUUUUUCCAAGAAAUAAAAGCACAAAAUAA
Molecule: messenger RNA, 2186 nt
Organism: Xiphophorus maculatus (southern platyfish)
Lineage: Eukaryota; Metazoa; Chordata; Actinopteri; Cyprinodontiformes; Poeciliidae
Exons: 3
Coding region: 515-1477 (320 amino acids)
Source: RefSeq, a predicted model, not a curated record